AAUACGGAAAGAAAUAGAGAAGGCUCUUUGCAUUGGCGUGCGAAAGAGCCAUUCGGCUGCGGCCUGUGGGAGGUCUCAUGAUUUCCAGAGGGGACAACCCCAGGUCCUUGACUCCAUGAGUGUCAUUUUACCAUAUUUUAAAAAUAAAACAAAAAUAUUUGGGCCAAUUAAAACACUUUGGUCCUUACAUAUAUUUAGUAUAAAAAUUAAACUUAUUUUGGGACUUUCUCUUUCUUCUCUCUUUCCAACAGGGCUUUGUUCCUCUGCAAAUGCACACGCCCUUAAUCUCAAGUCUCUGUAAAUCCAAGUAUAUGAGAAAGAUGUUUUCCUAUCAUUUGAACUGAAGAUAGUUGAAAUGAAUGGCUGGGUUUAAAUUCAGACUUCAGCAUUUCAGGUUCUUGUUUUCAGGGCUGACUGAUGAAGCUUCAGGUGUUUAGUCAUUCAGGUGGGUAUCAGGUGAACUUUAGGAUUGAUGUCGUCGUUGGCUAAGGAAUUUUUGUCUGGGAAUUUGGAAAAAGUGGCUUAAGUAAAAGUAAUUCCAUGGAAAUUCAGACAGUGGGGUCUCAAGAUGAUAGUGGUAGUAAUGGCAAACAGUCACAGUUUCAGCAGUUAACACGGCAAAAUUCAAUGUAUAGUCUCACGCUGGAUGAGGUUCAAAAUCAGUUAGGUGACCUGGGAAAACCUCUGAGUAGCAUGAACCUAGAUGAGCUUCUCAAGAAUGUAUGGACAGCUGAGGCUAACCAGAAUUUUGGUAUGGAAACUGAAGGCACAACACUGACCAAUCAAACUGCUUUGCAGCGUCAGGCAAGUUUGUCAUUAACUAGUGCUUUGAGCAAGAAGACAGUUGAUGAGGUUUGGAAAGAUAUUCAACAGAGCAAAAAUGAUGGGGAAAAGAAAUCUAGAGAAAGGCAGCCUACCCUUGGAGAAAUGACAUUGGAGGAUUUUCUUGUGAAAGCAGGAGUUGUUGUUGAUGCAUCUACGGAUAAAAAAGGCGGUGGAUCUGUUACUGGGGUUGAUCUAAGUGUUGCGCCUCAGUUUGCACAAGAAGGUCAGUGGAUGCAGUACCCACAGCCACAAUAUCAGCAUCCACAACAAAGUAUGAUGGGGGCUUAUAUGCCAGCUCAGCCUCUGCCACAGCCUUUAGCUAUAGGGGCCACUGCUGUAAUGGAUGUCUCUUACCCAGAGAACCAGGUGCCAUUGCCUUCACCUUUGAUGGGAGCAUUAUCAGAUUCACAAGAAUCUGGAAGGAAAAGGGGUGCCCCUGCUGACAUGGUUGAAAAAAUUGUUGAAAGGAGACAGAAGAGGAUGAUAAAGAACAGGGAGUCUGCAGCGCGGUCACGAGCAAGGAAGCAGUUACUUAGAAACAGGCUUACACUAAUGAAUUGGAGAACAAAGUUUCACGUCUACAAGAGGAAAAUGAAAGGCUGAGGAAACGGAAGGAGCUGGAGAUGCUGCCGCCUUGUGCUCCUCCUCCUGAGCCGAAAUAUCAGCUUCGUAGAACGUCAUCAGCCCCAUUCUAACAAUUGCCUCGUGGCUAGUGUGAAAAUUUUGCAUAUACUUAAGUUGAGGCAUAACUUAAAUGAGCGCCACAAUCUGUAUCUUUCAGAGGCAGCUUUUGUGUGAUAUGCAGGUUAUGGCUGCUUCUUCCUUCUGAGAGGUUUUUCAUGCAUCUCCUUUUUUACUGUGAAAUCAAUUCAACUACAAAUUUUCAUGUUACCUUUCUACGCUUUAGACAUUGAGUGUUAAGAUAGCACGGUUUUUCCCUAAAUGUGUAUGUAGUUUUCAACUUUUCCUUCCCCCGCUUGAUAUGAGCAUUUCGCCAUUUUGACCAAGUUUAUAAAAAUAAGAAAGAACACACACAUACAUAUAUAUUUAUAUACAUAUAUAUAGGUAUGUAAGUAAUCCAUGUAGA
Molecule: messenger RNA, 1912 nt
Organism: Durio zibethinus
Lineage: Eukaryota; Viridiplantae; Streptophyta; Magnoliopsida; Malvales; Malvaceae
Source: RefSeq, a predicted model, not a curated record